Molecule: messenger RNA, 1287 nt
Organism: Acanthamoeba castellanii str. Neff
Lineage: Eukaryota; Discosea; Longamoebia; Acanthamoebidae
Product: Fbox domain containing protein
Exons: 2
Coding region: 1-1287 (428 amino acids)
Molecular function (GO): protein binding
Source: RefSeq, a predicted model, not a curated record
AUGCAGCACGCAAAGCACCACUACUUCGCAGAGCUCUGCGACGUUGGCUGCCCCUGCUACACUCCCAACACAGCCAUCGACCUCAACAACAUCACCGACAGCAGGGAUCAUGCCUUCCUCUCGCUUCCCAACGAACUUCUUGAGCUCAUCCUCGACUUCACUGCACCACCAACAUUCUUUGCUCUCAUCAGCACGUGCAAGCGCUUCUAUUCCGUUGGCGGCAGCACACAUUUCUCUUCCCGCCACCACGAGCGAAGAAAGCAAAAGAAGUACCUGGCCUGCACCUCAGUCGACAUGGUGCCUCGCAUCACAGCGGUCUUCGACAUCAUCGACAGCAUCUGUGCGCGUGCACCCGAGUUCGUUCAUCCCCUGCACACCUGCUACAACGAGAGCAUCAACUCGAGCCGCACGAAAGACCUCGGCAAGAGCACAACUUUCCCUUCGACCUACGAACCUCGCGCCUGGCUCUCGGUGCAUCGACUCAACAUUGGACCAGGCACAGCCCAGCGGUCCAUCUGGGAGGCAAUCGGCCUCCCCGUCCACAACCUACAAGCUCAUCACUGGCGCGGAGAGGAUCAGCGGGCUGUCGCCGACAAGAAACGGCAGGGGUCGAAGGAAUUCAAGGCACGCGCGCGCGAGCGAGCCAAGAAACGAGAACGAGUGCGGCAGGAGGAGCUACGUGCCUCGAAGACACGAGGGGACUUCUAUCUCCAGGCCCACCAGAAGACGAUCCUGCCCACUUCCACGCUGGCUGCACAUGUGCACGACGAUCCUCUGCCAUGGCCACGACCCAAGGAGAUCGAAAAGAUGGUUGGGCAUGAGUUGGACAAGAUCAUGUGCCGACACAACCUGAUGCGAGUCUACAAGGGGAAGGGCACGGUCGACGACAAGAAGAGACGAUUGGCGGAGUACCUGGCGAAUCCUGAAAAGAACCAGCACUACAAGAGCAAGCAGAAGCGGCCUCGCCUCGACGGUCAGCCAGGCACACAUCACCUCGAGCCUGCAACUCAACGCGCCAAUAGAGAGGAGGAGUGUGAGAGAGGGGAAGAGAGCGAGAAAGUGGAGAGACAAGUGCCGACAUGGCUGGAGAAGGGGAAAGAAAAGAUUUCAGAUGACGCCAUGAGAGAGGACGACGAGGACGACGAGGACGACGAGAAAAUCAAAGCCAAGGGAGUUGCUGACGACUGUGCGGAUAACGAGGACGACGUGGAUGAAUACGAGUUCUUCUAUUGCGAACGGGUGAUGGAGGAGGCGCGUACUUCAUCGCUCCAAGACGAGUGGGCUUGA